GUAUGUUCGUUUAAUGUGCGGUGUUUUUUCUUCGCACGUUUCCUGGCGAUUAAUUCCCACCCCCUCUUCUUCGCGGGAGCCGGCCGCCUUCACGGAGAUUGAACCUGCAUUCAGAGGGCCAUGUCUUUUUGGACACAUCCAGCCUCCUCAUUGUGAGGGAAGCCUCUGUAGAAUGACCCUGCGAUGAUCCAAAAGAGGAGGAACGUGGUUCUGCUUGAGGAUGGAAACAGAGAUUAGCCAAAGCUGUUAACCAAAGGACUGGCAGUCCAAGGGAUAAGGAUCUCUUUGCCCACUCUGCCAACACUAUCAAAAUGUUUGUCAAAGUCACUGGAUAAGCAAAGACCAAAGGUCAGUCCCAGCAAUAUUUCCAUUGUAGGACUCUGACGUGUAUUUUCUGCUUGGUUUGCUUCUGGAAGAAACUGGAAACAGAGGAGGAAAACUAUGAAGACCAACAAGCUCUCCUCUCUUAUAGCUUUUUUCCUCUUGAGAGAUGCGGUAAGAAGAACAAACUGCUGACUCUGAUAACUUCUCUCCCUGCUGCCUCUGCUUUUGCUGGAAGGGACAUUAUUCCUUGUGCACGAUUCUGCCAGAAGCAGGUGGUGCUGAAAAGGAGGUGAAGGCCUAGCGCAAUUUCCCAGGUAUCUCAGGAAAUGGGCUUCAAAAUGGCAAUUAUCACAGCAUACUUGACACUGUGGGUCUGCUUGCUAGAUGUUUUCUCAGUGGCUUGGAACCGUGGAAUGGCUGGUGGAGGCCCUGUAAUACUGGAUCACCCAUUCAUCACCAUCUGGAAUGCUCCCAGUCAAGAAUGUGAAGAGAAAUACAGAGUUUCCCUUGACUUGGGGAUUUUUGAUGUGGUUGUCAACCAGAACGAGUCAUUCACAGGGAGUGACAUUACCCUUUUCUACAGCAACAGGUUAGGAUAUUAUCCAUACUACACUGAGAAUGGCACAGCAGUCAAUGGGGGCAUCCCCCAAAAUGCCAGUCUCAAUAAUCAUCUUUGGAAGACUUGGCAGGAUAUUGAAAAAACAAUUUCGGAGGCAGGUUUCAAAGGUCUGGCGGUCGUGGACUGGGAGAGCUGGCGUCCUUUGUGGGUUCGCAACUGGAUGUCCAUGCAGAUCUACCAGAACAAAUCCAUAGAGCUGGUGAAGGAGCAGCACCCCGACUGGCCUGCUGAUAAGGUGGCUAGGGAAGCUCAGCGAGAAUUCGAGCAAAUGAGUCGGGCGUUCAUGGAGCUGACUUUGGCGCUUGGCCGAACCCUGAGGCCGGAGGGUUUAUGGGGCUUCUAUGGCUUCCCUGACUGCUAUAACAACGAAUACAAAAGCACCGACUACACUGGAGAAUGUCCAGAGAUUGAGAAGCAGAGGAAUGACGAAUUGCAGUGGCUGUGGAACCAAAGCCGAGCUCUCUAUCCCAGCAUUUAUCUUCCCAAAGAGCUCAGAUUCCUCAACAAGACUCUUGAGUUUGUCCGUCAUCGAGUCCAAGAGGCAUUCAGGAUAGUGAACCAGACGGAGAAUAAAACCAUCCCAGUCUUGCCUUAUGCUUCCAUUGCAUAUCCGUUCACACAGAGCUUCCUCUCACAGGAGGACCUGGUCCACACCAUUGGUGAGAGUGCUUCUCAAGGUGCUGCUGGGGUCAUCUUGUGGGGGAGCACAAAUUACAGUUACUCUGAGGAAGCCUGCCUUGAUGUGAAGAAGUACGUGGACACUGUCCUUGGUCCAUACAUCGUAAACGUGACCAGCAGCACAAGGCUGUGUAGCCAGAUCUUGUGUUCAAAGAACGGCCGCUGUGUGCGGCAGGACGGGCACCCCGAUGCUUUUCUGCACCUCACUCCUGCCAGCUUCUCUAUUCAGAAGCAUUUGGAAGAGCCACACUUUGUUGUCAUGGGUCAGGUGUCAGCGAAGGAGCAAGUCCAGAUGGCCAAAGAAUUCGCAUGCCAAUGUUACAGCGGCUGGGAAGGCUCGCGGUGUGAGAAACAGUCAGCUUAAGAGAGCGAGGCACUAUAUCUGUUUGCACAGGCACACUUAAUUGGCAAGGGAAGCUGGAGAAAAGGCACAUUGAACCAGCCUGUACUCCUUAGGGAUAUAAAAAUCUCCUUUCUCUCUCUCUCUCCCCUCAUCACUACACACUUAUGAGAGGAUCUCCACAUGUACCUUCUGGUCAACAUGUGCUGUGCAUACUUACCCCAGAAGCACAUACUUGGCUUUCUCAUGAAAUAUGCAAUCUACUCAGAAGCAGACUGAGAGAGGGUAUGCUUUUCAGGCACGACAGCACUGUAGCACACCACUUGUCCUUAUAAAAAACUAACAAUGCGCAUGCGUAUCCAUAGACCAGUGUGCAUGUGUUUAAAUUAAACUGUUAAAUGCCUAUUAGAUACAUUGCUGGCAUGCCACUGCAAUAUUUCACAACACUCUGUCCUAUCUCACGUAUGGCUUGGCUUCUGCUCUCCAAGAACCCUCCUCGCUGUCUUCAGGAGUAGACUUUGUGUUUCAAGCAGGAGACCUAAAUUUAUUCUCAGACUUGUUAGCUGUUAGGACUGUGAAGAAAGGCCCUGAUCUGUCCCCACCAUUUCUCUAAGUCAAUUUGUCAAGUACUGUAUCUCCUGCCAAUUCUCUUCCGUUUCAAAGAGGGUACCUAAGACGCCUACCUGACAGACUAGAGUGGCCUCAAAAUUUUGUAUUCUGUUUUGACCUUCUGCCUGCUUUUCCUUUUCCAAAGAUUUAAUAAAGUUUCCUA
Zootoca vivipara (common lizard) is the source of this 2733-nucleotide messenger RNA. It is a transcript of the gene HYAL1, whose product is annotated as hyaluronidase 1. The record is from RefSeq and is a predicted model, not a curated record. Lineage: Eukaryota; Metazoa; Chordata; Lepidosauria; Squamata; Lacertidae. Gene Ontology annotation, molecular function: hyalurononglucosaminidase activity. Gene Ontology annotation, biological process: hyaluronan catabolic process; carbohydrate metabolic process. Gene Ontology annotation, cellular component: cytoplasmic vesicle.